UCUCCCUCUCGUGUCAAAGCGAGAAAAAAAAAGCCAAGAACCUUGAGGUGGGGGUAGGGUGUACCGUGUGGUAGGAGUAAGCAGCAAUGCCGUACACGGGUCCGCGGUCGUCGCCGCAGCAGCACAGCCGGAUCGGCGGGGGAAAGGCGGCGCACGGGGCGUGGUGCGCGGCGGUGCCGGGGGAGGUGGCGCGGUACCACGAGCACACGGCGCGGGCGGGGCAGUGCUGCUCGGCCGUGACGCAGGAGAUCGCGGCGCCUGUGGAGGCCGUGUGGUCGGUGGUGCGGCGGUUCGACCGCCCACAGGCGUACAAGCACUUCAUCCGAAGCUGCCGCCUCGUGGACGGCGGUAGCGGCGGCGCCGUCGCCGUGGGGUCGGUGCGCGAGGUGCGGGUUGUGUCGGGCCUCCCCGCCACAAGCAGCCGCGAGCGGCUCGAGAUCCUCGACGACGAGCGCCGCGUGCUCAGCUUCCGCGUCGUGGGCGGGGAGCACCGCCUCGCCAACUACCGGUCGGUCACCACCGUGCACGAGGCCGCCGGGCACUGCCCCGGCGGCACCGUCGUUGUGGAGUCGUACGUGGUGGACGUGCCCCCCGGGAACACCGCGGACGAGACGCGCGUGUUCGUGGACACCAUCGUGCGCUGCAACCUCCAGUCGCUGGCGCGCACCGCCGAGCAGCUCGCCCUCGCCUAGUGCCCGUGUCCCGCCCGCCGGCCGGGCCUUUUUACGGGACGCUGUUUCCUUGGCCUCUUCCUGUUCUUUUGCCCUUUUGAGGUCGAUCGAUCGAUCAGUUCUUGUCUGCUCUAGAAUCUAGCUUGUGUUUUCCUCUUCUUUUUGCGACACAAAGUACAAACCACUGUGUAGGUGUUGCCUGGUAUUAACUCUUCUCAUACAUGUACAUUUUUUUAGCUGUCUACUCUUGGCAUAGCUAAAUUACUACUUGAGCAAAGUUGUUACUACUUGCUAGUAACAUACUAGUUGAGUGUUCUUGCAACUGCAAUGCCAAAAUCUCGCGGGCAAACUUGUUCAAGUCCGAGGGCAGAUCGAGUUGGUGGCUAAUUUAUGAUAUCAAUUAGGAACGGUUUGCGCAAAACGAAUGCACAUGGAGCUGUGGUCCGUGUAGGACUUCAUGGGCAGUGAAUCGAGUGAUCAGGCAUUAUAGUCUCUGUUCUAGGUUGGGAGAGUAAAUCUACCUGAUAGCUAACCAUGAACUGGCUGCUAAUAAGAGUUUCUGAUCAUUGUGGUUCUGUAUGUUUGCUUGAGAGAGAGCACAUAGUCUGCAGGGUUAGCUCUUGCCCGGCUUUCCGGUUGUUCAAUCUCUGUAUAAUGUCAAAUGUAAACCAGGUCCGGAGAACGUGGUGUACGUAUCGCGUCGUAAUGGUCUUUUCAUCUAUUUUUUUCUUCUUAAUACAAAGAUAUGUAUUCUAGCAAAAAAAUGUUUGCUUCCAUGC
Messenger RNA from Phragmites australis (common reed), 1450 nucleotides. RefSeq names its product abscisic acid receptor PYL4-like. Gene Ontology annotation, biological process: abscisic acid-activated signaling pathway. Gene Ontology annotation, molecular function: protein phosphatase inhibitor activity; abscisic acid binding; signaling receptor activity. NCBI's taxonomy places the organism in Eukaryota, Viridiplantae, Streptophyta, Magnoliopsida, Poales, Poaceae. The transcript has a single exon. The record is from RefSeq and is a predicted model, not a curated record. Gene Ontology annotation, cellular component: nucleus; cytoplasm. The coding region runs from base 87 to 692 and encodes 201 amino acids.